AUGGGAGAGGAUGGGGAUUGUGUCACUGAAUUGGCUGAGGUAUCUGCCGACAAUAAUGUGGCAGCGGAAGAUAAGAGUGAAGCCUUUAUAGAGAAGAAUGCUGAAAAGGAUGAGUUAAAGGAAGUAGAAGAAGAGAGCAAAGAGGCUGAUGAAAGGGAUAUUGAGAACAUGGAUAUAGACGAAGAAGAGGUAAAAGAAAGCAAAGGAGGAGAAGAGAAGGAAGAAACUAAGUUUGAAGUGAUGGAAGAAGAAACUGCUGAAAUACCAGAUAAUGACAAAGAGAUGGUUGAAGAUGUAGCCAACGUACAGAAAGAGAAAAUAGAAAGCACUGAAGAUCAUGCCAUUGAGAAAGGAUCAAAGGAGAGUGAUAAAUCUAAGAGUAGGGCUCAGAAGAAAGAUCGGAAGAGGAAAAGGAAAGUAGAGGACAAGAAGGAACUGAAGCCUAAAACACCUCUGGCUCCAACAAUUGUACGCCCUGUACGCCAACGCAAAUCUGUUGAAAGGCUGGUUGCAUCUAUUGAAGGAGAACUCACCAAGGAAAUCUAUAUUGAAAAGGGUCGUGGAACUGCACUGCAAGAUAUUCCGAAUGUGGCAUACAAAUUAUCCAAAAGGAAGACUGAUGACACUCUCAAAUUGCUACACAAUAUUCUCUUUGGACGACGAGGAAAGGCAGCUCAAUUCAAGAGUAAUAUUUCAUUGUUUUCCGGCCUUGUGUGGCAUGAAAAUGAGGAAAAACAAAAGAUGAAAGUAAAAGAAAAGCUUGACAAGUGUGUCAAAGAGAAGCUGUUGGAAUUAUGUGAUGUACUAGAUAUACCUGUUGACGAGGAUACAUCAAGAAAGGAAGAUUUAGAAUCACAGUUGAUGGAUUUUUUAGAUGCUCCUCAUCCUAUGACAUCUGAGUUACUUGCUGAAAAGGAACAGUCAAGUAAAGGAAAGAAGAAAAAGAGUCCUUCAUCAACAAUUGGUAGUUUGGAAGGUUCAACUAAGAGUCACAAGAAGAAGAAAGCGCAUGAACCAAAAGAUGACCAGGAGAGAUCAGAUGACGAGAUGUCAAAACAAACUAAAAGUGAGGAGAAAGACGGUAAAUCUGAAGAAGGAUCCGAGAAGGACAAGAAGAAGCAUAAGCGAAGUUCAAAUAAAUCAUCAAAGAAGGAAUCUACUGGAGAAGUUAAAACCAAGAAAACACCUUCAAAUUCAUCAAAAAGCUCAAAGAACAAUGAUAACAAUGAUGCAAAUCCAAAAGUGCAUUCAAAGAAGAAAACUACUGAAGUAGUUAAGGGAAAUCCAUCUACACCAAAGAAGCCUAGUUCAAGUGACAACACUGGGAAAAAAGUUCCGAAUGGAAAGGGCCAUAAGAAAGCAGAUAAAUUGAAGCCAAGUGAUGAUGAACUCAGAAGUGCGAUUUGUGAAGUUCUAAAAGAAGUUGACUUUAACACGGCCACCUUUACCGACAUUUUGCAAAUACUUGCCAAGCGGUAUGAUACAGAUCUUACACCCAGAAAGAUAUCUGUGAAGAAUAUGAUCCAGGAUGAGCUCACUAGGCUAGUCGAUGAGGCUGAUGAAGAGGACGAGGAAGAAAAUGCUGAAGAUGAAAAACAGCCUUCUGUCCAGGGUGUAGAGGCUUGAAAGCAUAGAACAUAC
Molecule: messenger RNA, 1641 nt
Organism: Solanum verrucosum
Lineage: Eukaryota; Viridiplantae; Streptophyta; Magnoliopsida; Solanales; Solanaceae
Product: DEK domain-containing chromatin-associated protein 4-like
Exons: 11
Coding region: 1-1626 (541 amino acids)
Biological process (GO): chromatin organization; regulation of double-strand break repair
Cellular component (GO): nucleus
Molecular function (GO): histone binding; DNA binding
Source: RefSeq, a predicted model, not a curated record